Dibothriocephalus latus is the source of this 492-nucleotide messenger RNA. Lineage: Eukaryota; Metazoa; Platyhelminthes; Cestoda; Diphyllobothriidea; Diphyllobothriidae. The record is from the annotation of a GenBank genome assembly.
AUGCUUUUGGAGUACAAACCCUCCUGGGAGGUGGAGAGCACCCCGGUAGCCGCAGCCAACUCCGACUCCCUGAACUUUGUCUCCUCGACUCCCUUUCAGAACAUGGUCUCACUGACGUGGGAAAAUGGUGUGAACUUCUCCGUCUGGCACUUACUCCUUGUUCUCAUCUGUCCCUUUCUGCUCUUUUCUGAGAAAUUCCAGGUGACCACACCCUUGUAUGUGAAACUGGAUGAAAUGCGGGCAUCUGUUCCGGAGCAGUUACUGGCGAAAGACCAGCAGCCCAUGGCGCCAAAGCCAAUUAACCUGGACUCAUUCUUUACCAAAUUUAAGAUAUUUUACCAGUCACCCCGAACCAAAUUUGCGUUUAAUUUCGUAAGUUUCUUUUUUAUUUACCUUAAUUGCAUGAAAAUACCCUUUGCCUACUUCAGAAGGCAAAUUGCCAACCGUAUGACAAUUUUCGGCAACAGUAGUUUAUGUAGUGCACCUCAUUAA